AUGCUGAACAGCAUCACCGAUGGGCUCCUGUGCUGCCUGAUGGGCAAGACGACCAACGCCGUGGGGCCGCUGGACAGCGUUGAGUCCAGCAACGGCUACAGCUUCAUGGAGGUGAAGCCGGGGAGGAUCCUGCGGGUCAGGCACAGCACACCCAACCGCCCAGACCCGGAGGGACCCGAGGAGACCCAGCCCGGGGGGCUGGAACGGGGCACGGUGCACUGCAAGCGCAAGAUCACCGUCUACCGCAACGGGCAGCUGGUGAUCGAGAACCUGGGGUGUGGCACGCGGGAAGCGGCCGCCGCUCCCGGCAAGCGCCGGAAGCGCAAACCCAAGAAAGUCGUCAACAUCGACUGCAAGAAGCAGAUCACGAGCUGCAAAGGGACGCACAGCGACGUGGUCCUCUUCUUCAUCCACGGUGUGGGUGGCUCCCUGGACAUCUGGAAGGAGCAGCUGGACUUCUUUACCAAGCUGGGCUACGAAGUGGUGGCUCCCGACCUGGCCGGCCACG
Messenger RNA from Eurypyga helias (sunbittern), 508 nucleotides. It is a transcript of the gene ABHD8, whose product is annotated as abhydrolase domain containing 8. The record is from RefSeq and is a predicted model, not a curated record. The transcript is spliced from 2 exons. The annotation marks the transcript as partial. NCBI's taxonomy places the organism in Eukaryota, Metazoa, Chordata, Aves, Eurypygiformes, Eurypygidae.